GACAUCAAAAUGACCAAAUCGUGAUUUUAACUUCUUCCUCAGCCAGAAGUUUUCCGUUUCUUUUCUUCAUCGCAAUUUUGCAGGCAGCUACUUUAGCCUCCAAAUCCCUCCUUUUUCUCUCCUUUCUCACUCACAAUCAGCUCACGAUUUCGAGAAUCGAUUCAACCAUUUUGAUCUUCAAUCUUUCUUAGGGUUUCUCCUUCUUCUCUCUCUCGGAUUUUAGCUCUUCUCGACUAUUACUCACCUCUCUCAUGGCGAUGAGAGGUGUCGAUUUCAAGUGGUACGAUGGGUUCUUCUUGUCGAUGCUUGCGACUAGUGUAAUCAUUGUAGCUGUCAACUGGAACAGAUAUCGAGCGUGCGAAUACCCGUUGCAUAUAUGGAUUGUGGUCGAUUACACCACCGUGUUUUUAUUCCGCGUCUUCAUGUUUGUUGACAAUGGUCUUGCUGCUGGACUUGGCUUGGAUUUUGGAAGUCAACAGCGGAACGCCAUGUUUUGUGGGAGAGUGGUUGUCCUGUCUGUCCUAUCUCUGUUGCUCUAUCCUUUUCUGUGGGCUUGGACUGUAAUUGGUACACAAUGGUUUACAAGGGCGAAAACUUGUUUACCUGAAGAAGGCCAGAAAUGGGGUUUUCUCAUUUGGUUGAUGUUCAGCUACUGUGGCCUCCUCUGCAUUGCUUUCAUCUGUGUCGGAAAGUGGUUGACACGAAGACAGGUACACUUAUUACGUGCUCAGCAGGGAAUUCCGAUUUCAGAGUUCGGGAUUUUAGUUGACAUGAUUAGGGUACCUGACUGGGCAUUCGAAGCCGCUGGCCAAGAGAUGAGAGGCAUAAGUCAAGAUGCUGCUACAUAUCAUCCUGGACUUUACUUGACUCCAGCCCAGACGGAAGCUGUCGAGGCACUCAUUCAAGAACUUCCUAAGUUCAGGUUAAAAGCUGUGCCAGAUGACUGUGGUGAAUGCUUAAUCUGCUUAGAGGAGUUCCAUAUUGGCCAUGAGGUUAGAGGUUUACCUUGCGCCCAUAAUUUCCAUGUGGAGUGCAUAGACCAGUGGCUGCGUUUAAAUGUGAAAUGUCCCCGUUGCCGGUGCUCGGUUUUCCCAGACCUCGAUCUCAGUGCAUUAUCCAACCUCCAGAGCUCAGGAACAGAACAACCUUCACAAGUAAACACAGAAACAACAGAAGCUCGGUACAUAAGAAGCCAACCUCAGAGCGAGAGCUACUUCUUGAGAGUUCAAUCCUUAAUUCACCCAGUCCACACAGACACCGCUCUGGAGACUGCAGAGAACGGUGGAGUUCCUCCUGUCUUGACCGAUCUAUCUCCAUCUCGGAGAUGAGAGAAAGAAAUGACCCUAUGGAAAUUUUACUCAAUACUAACUCUCGACUGAUUUGCCUGCCUACCCACCCUCUCUCAUAAAAAGUUGAACAUUCUUAAAAUGUAAAUAAAUUGGGGUUUAAAGAAGAGAAAAACCAAUCCUGUGUUUACAUUUGGUAAGAAUGGAGAAUUGUUGAUCAUGUCCAAACUCUUUAAUAUUCAGGAAAUUUUUACUUUA
Molecule: messenger RNA, 1544 nt
Organism: Arabidopsis lyrata subsp. lyrata
Lineage: Eukaryota; Viridiplantae; Streptophyta; Magnoliopsida; Brassicales; Brassicaceae
Product: E3 ubiquitin-protein ligase SIS3
Exons: 10
Coding region: 252-1328 (358 amino acids)
Biological process (GO): sugar mediated signaling pathway
Molecular function (GO): ubiquitin-protein transferase activity
Source: RefSeq, a predicted model, not a curated record